Monopterus albus (swamp eel) is the source of this 324-nucleotide messenger RNA. Its product is annotated as protein RD3-like. Lineage: Eukaryota; Metazoa; Chordata; Actinopteri; Synbranchiformes; Synbranchidae. The record is from RefSeq and is a predicted model, not a curated record.
CUUCAGAUUGUUUCUUUCUCAUCAGGGGGCUGUGAAGGAGUACAAGGCCAUGGCCUCCUGGUUCAGCUGGAAUGAGCCUUAUUACCGAAGCCGCUGCCGGGACCCAGCCAAUGUGGUCACCGACACCCUGAUGCUGGAGUUCAGCUGGCAGCUGAAGGAGGCAGAGAGGAGGGAGGAGUACCGACGCCUCAAGACCGGAGUGGACUACAGCUGGCUGGCGAGCACGCCUCGCUCCUCCUACAACAUCAGCAUUGGGGAAAGGCUCAGCCUGGAGGGCCUCUGCUUCAAGGUGCCGCCAUCCUGCUGUAGUUUCGUCAUACUCAA